This is a messenger RNA of Setaria italica (foxtail millet), 3062 nucleotides long. Its product is annotated as putative disease resistance protein RGA3. Gene Ontology annotation, biological process: defense response to fungus. The record is from RefSeq and is a predicted model, not a curated record. NCBI's taxonomy places the organism in Eukaryota, Viridiplantae, Streptophyta, Magnoliopsida, Poales, Poaceae. The transcript has 5 exons. The coding region runs from base 677 to 2134 and encodes 485 amino acids. Gene Ontology annotation, molecular function: ADP binding.
GUGUGUGAAUUGAAAAGCCCAAACCCAAGCCGGAUGCCAAGCCCAAACCCAAACCCGCCCCAGCUGCUGCUCGCCGCCGGUGGCGUCGGACGCUGCGGGGCCGAACCGAGCGACGGCGAGCGCGAGAGUGACGCCAUCGACCGCGGCGGCGGACGCUUCCGACGAGCUCGACCUCGCGUUCCUUCCUUGGGCCCUCAGUAGGACCCCGGGUUGGUAGAGUACUCCCCAUUCAUCGGUCUGCAGGUGGAUGGGGAAUGUCGAGGGGGCGGGGCUCGGUGGGGCGAUGCCGCCGGUGGAGAGGCGGUUGCUAAGGCGGAUGGAGGGCCUUGGCCGCUUCGCUGGAGGCGGACGCCGUUGGUCGUCCGGCGGCUCCGGCAGGGGCAGGAACCCUUCGGAGGCGGCGCUCGCGUCUGUUGCCGAAAUUGAUCUUCGUGUUGCCGCAAGGACGCGGUGAAACUACGGCGGGCCGCCGUACGUCGCCGAUGCUAAAGGAUAGGCACCACGCCUAUUUUACUUUCACCAAAGGCCAUGACUUGCGGUGUAGUCUAGGGAUUUAUGCAGUUUGCUUUCGGCGGGGAUUCCAAGUCCUGAACCUGCACUGCACUUCAGGAGCUUUCAAGUACACAAAAGCAACAUCACUUGUGUUUGUGAGAGAGCAAAACACAAGUCUGCAGCCAUGAGUGGGGGACCUGACAUGAUCGCAAGUGCCGUGAUUCAGCAUGUUGGCAGCAUGCUCGGUGACAAAGCCUGGGAGAGGAUCGAGCUGCUAUGGAACUUUGAGAAUGAUGCCAAGGAGAUGAAGGACAAAAUGUUUAACCUGCAGGUUGCACUUAACAAUGCUGAGAAGCGCUCCCAGGAGUCCGAGGAUGCAUUGGCGAGACUCUGGCUCAAGAAGUACAAAUCUGUUGCCUAUGACAUGGAGGACACACUGGAUGAGUUGGGCGCGAACGCAAUGAUAUGGAGAAAUAGUACAUGCACGGCUAAAUUUUUCUUCUCAUCAAUCAAUCCACUCGUUGUGCGCAUCACCAUGUCAGAUAAGAUGAGAAAUAUCCGGGCGAUGCUAGAUAAGAUUGUUGAGGACCAGACGAAAUUCCGUUUUCUGACAUUGCCUACCCCAACAAGCCAAGAUAGUAAGAAGAAGUGGAGAGAAACCUUUAUUGGUGACAGAGAUGAAAUUGAGGUGAUAGGAAGGGAAAGAGAGAAGAAAGACAUACUGACUAAGGUGUUGCAGAAAAAUGGAGAGAAAGAAAGCUUUAUCAUUCCUGUUGUUGGCCUUGGUGGAAUGGGUAAGACAACAUUAGCAAAGGCUGUUUACACUGACAAGGAAACAAAUAUGUUUGAUGUGAAAGCAUGGGUUCAUGUCUCGAUGGACUUUCAGCUAAAUAAGAUUGUGUCUGCUAUUAUAUCUCAGGUCGAGGGUAGCACUCCUGCUAAUGAUGUUGAUCUGCAGUACCUAAAAUCUCAACUUGACCGCAUACUCCAUGGCAAGAUUUAUCUUAUAGUCUUAGAUGAUUUAUGGGAGGAAGAGAGGUCUAAGUUGGAGGAUCUGAUGAACAUGUUGCAAUCUGGAAUGAAAGGUAGCAAUAUAAUAGUCACUACCCGUAGUGAAAAGGUUGUUAGUUUAGUAUCUACUACUACCAUACAUUCUUCAUAUUUUCAGAUUGUUGACCCAAUUAAACUGGAGAGUAUGUCAAUUGAUGAAUGUUGGUCUAUUAUGAAGCCUCGUAAUCUCAGAAAUGGUCAACUUACUGACCUUGUAGACAUUGGAAAGGAUAUUGCACAGCGAUGCAGUGGAGUACCUCUGGUUGCUAAGGCUCUUGGUUAUGUGAUGCAGAAGCAGUGCACAAGAGAAGAAUGGUUAGAAAUUAAAAAUAGUAACAUACUGGAUAUUAAGGAUGAUGACAAAGGAAUUCUGAAGGGCUUGCUGCUAAGCUAUUACCACAUGCCUCCACAACUUCAACUUUGUUUCAUGUAUUGCUCUAUCUUCCCUAGGAACCAUGAUAUAGAUCAUGAUUGUUUGAUCCAGCAAUGGAUUGCUUUGGGGUUUAUUCAAGAUACUAAUGGGCAACGCUUCAGAAGAUUGGUAGGGAAUAUGUUAAUGAAUUCUUGGGAAUGUCCUUCCUCACAAAUUUGACUCCUACAGUGCCGGCUUCAAGGAGUUUUGAACCCACACUUAGACUUUGUAUGCAUGAUAUGGUACACGAUCUCGCAAGGCAUGUUGCUGGUGAUGAAUUAUCUUGCACAAAUGGUGUGGCAAACAGCACUACUAAGGCGGGCAAAUUGAUUUGUCACUAUCAGCUAUUGAUGAAUAGUAACGAGUCUUCAUCCUCUAAGUCUUUGCCACCAAAGGUUAGGGCCAUGCAUUUCAGGGAAUGCAAUAAACUUCAUCUUCCUAAGCAAGCAUUCUCACACGCAUUAUAUCUGAGAGUUUUGGAUUUGAGUGGAUGCCAUGUGUCAGAGCUACCGGGUUCUGUUUGUAAACUAAAGCUAUUAAGGUAUCUUGAUGCUUCCAACCUUCCUAUCCCAAACUUUCCUAAAUCCUUGAACCGUCUCCUAAACUUGCAAACCUUGAUACUUUCAAACACUUCUCUGAAGGCACUGCCCACAAACGUUGGUUGCCUCCAAAAGCUGCAAUACUUUGACCUAUCAGGAUGUGUCAACCUUCAUGAACUUCCCACCUCUUUCGGUAACCUCAGUGCUUUGCUCUUCUUAAACUUGGCAAGCUGCCAUGAACUGCCUACCCUUCCAGAAUCCUUUGGCAAGUUGCAUAAGCUUCAGUUUUUGAACCUAUCCGAUUGCUACAAACUCCACUCACUACCAGAAUCUUGUUGUCAACUUCAUGAUCUAACACAUCUUGAGCUGUCGGAUUGCCAUAAUCUUGAAAAGGUCCCAGAUUGUAUUGAUCAACUUUCUAAGCUUGAGUAUCUGAACAUGACAAGCUGUUCCAAGGUUCAAAUGUUGCCCGAGUCUCUAUGCAAACUCAUGAUGUUAAAGCAUCUAAAUUUGUCGUUCUGUGUAAAACUUAGACAUCUGCCUGCUUCUAUUGGUGUUUUACGACUUCA